AUGGUGGUCCUGAGCUGUGCACACUUCGGAUUUAGCAAAACUUCAGAAACUGACCUCGCCUAUAACCCCGAGUACGUGGCAGGGCUGAGGAAGCUCUGGGAGAACUACAUGAAGGACCCUACCAUGGCGGCUUACAGCGACGUGCUAACUCCGAUGAAGUUCGACAAAAUGUAUUUCAACGGGCUGAUGGCUACUGACACUGCCCUUUUCAUUGAUCCCAGGACUAAGCCCUUCGUUGACACCUACAUCGAUGAUGAAGGCGACUUCUUUCAGGACUUCGCUCGUGCCAUCGAAAAGCUCAAAGCUUGGACGUUAAAACUCGAACAACGUGCUUGA
This is a messenger RNA of Vigna umbellata (rice bean), 336 nucleotides long. Lineage: Eukaryota; Viridiplantae; Streptophyta; Magnoliopsida; Fabales; Fabaceae. The record is from RefSeq and is a predicted model, not a curated record.